Messenger RNA from Drosophila takahashii, 627 nucleotides. It is a transcript of the gene nmdyn-D6, whose product is annotated as nucleoside diphosphate kinase 6. Gene Ontology annotation, molecular function: nucleoside diphosphate kinase activity. Gene Ontology annotation, cellular component: cilium. The record is from RefSeq and is a predicted model, not a curated record. Gene Ontology annotation, biological process: GTP biosynthetic process; CTP biosynthetic process; UTP biosynthetic process. Lineage: Eukaryota; Metazoa; Arthropoda; Insecta; Diptera; Drosophilidae.
CUCCAGAGAUAUGGAAAUAACCCUGGCCCUCAUAAAGCCGCACGUGCUGCGGAACACCUAUGCGAUGCAACAGAUCCGGGCGCUGAUCUCCCAGAACUUCACAAUUCUCGACCAGAAGGAGGUUUGCAUUACGAAAGAACUCUCGGAGCGAUUCUACGCGGAGCACCAGGGAAAAUUCUUCUACCACCGCCUCACCAGCUUUAUGAACAGUGGACCCUGCUACGCUCUGAUUCUUCAGUCGGAGGCCUGCAUCCAGAAGUGGCGCAGUCUUCUGGGACCCACCAAGGUGUUUCGGGCCGUCUAUAGCGAUCCCAACUGCAUUCGAGCCCUGUACGGCCUGUCCGAUACUCGUAAUGCCUGCCAUGGAUCCGACAGCGAAGCAUCUGCCCUCCGGGAAAUCGGGAUCCUGUUUCCGGAGUUCGACGCCGCCGAAAGGCUGAAAAGGCAAGAAAAAGGACAGACGUAGCCUAUAUGACACCAUCUUGGGAUUAGUUCUACAGCAUUUCUAUAAUAAGCAGUUAAAUGUCAAAAAUUAUAGAGCAGUUUCAUAGAAAAUGCCUAUAAGGUUGUUAUAUAAUUUAUUAUUGUUAUAGCAUUGUUGUCUUUAAUAAUAAUAAUACAUAAAAU